AUGCCGGAUGGUGAAUAUCGGACUAAAUAUUCCGCGGCACAAAAGAUGCAAUUGCUAAAAUCACAACAAGCAAAAUUGGAAAUUCGAGCAAUGCCAGCACAUUCACAAUUAAAACUUAAAGUAUCAUUAGCAUCAACUGGUAGCAGUAUCGCUAUUCCACGAUCGCCAUCACAUAAAAGUGAUGCGCAGCUUCCGAUAUCGAAAGAUGAGGAAGAAAAUGCACUGAAAUGGAAACAUCGAACGAAAUACAUUUAUGAAGCUGAACGCAUUUCAAUGUUAAUUUAA
Messenger RNA from Acanthocheilonema viteae, 285 nucleotides. The record is from the annotation of a GenBank genome assembly. Lineage: Eukaryota; Metazoa; Nematoda; Chromadorea; Rhabditida; Onchocercidae.